This is a messenger RNA of Adineta ricciae, 264 nucleotides long. The record is from the annotation of a GenBank genome assembly. Lineage: Eukaryota; Metazoa; Rotifera; Eurotatoria; Adinetida; Adinetidae.
AUGAACUUUUUAAUCAAUGGAAUCGAACGUCGUGUCGGUAUUGACUUGAAUAAUGAUGGAUAUAUUGGAGGAGAAGGUUUUAUGAGUAAACUCGAAAGAGUGACACACAUUGAUUUCAAUCGUGACAACAUCAUUGGCCGUCCAUAUGAUGUACCAUACUAUGCUCCAACCAUCCUACAUCCUCCGGCAACCUACUUUGGUGGCUAUUCGUCGGCACCAUAUGCUGGAUUCACCUAUGCUCCAACACGUUUUGCCUACUAUUAA